CCCGAUCACAUGUGCCGGGGUCUUCGGUCUUUGUUCCACAAAAAGACGAGUGUUUGAGCUGAGUGUGUGAGCGGUUCGCGGCGUGAAGUGUGCGCGUUCCAAUACGUUUUAUAGGUUAGUUUUCUGGGAAAAGCAUGACUGAUCGACAGUAGCAGUGUCUGUGACUAGAGAUGGCUGCUGGACGCCUGGUGCUGCUGGGGUGUCUAGCCCUGGCGCUGCUGCAAACACCGUCACACGCUGAGUUCCUCGAUGAAGAUCUAGUCUUUGAAGAACCGUCGGGUGGUCCCAGAUGGAAGGUAGUGAACCACCGAAGGACGGCUAGUGGUAGUGUUAGUGAUAGUGGAAGUGACGGUGUAGUGAGUGAUAGUGUGUGGGGAAGUGCAGCAAGGAUGCUGGACAGGGUGAAGAGGCAGUUUGAUGGUUGGGGGUUCUGGCCAGAUUCUUCGGAAGAGACGACGCCGGAGACGUCGACGACGGAGAAGGAAAUAACUUCGCAACCUUUGUAUUCCAACACGUUAUCGAGAGAUACGCGGAGUACAGACAGAGACGACGUUGAUGUUUUCAACUCCACCCACCAUAACAACUACCUAUCGUCACUGACGACGGACGAUGACGACUUUAACAACGGAGGCACGUCAGGCUACCAUUCCUCUGGAGAACCGACGGAAGAUCGAUUCCCAGAACCUGAUGAUGACGAUCUGAUCCCAGUGAGCUCGGAACCACCAGAAUUUGGCAGUAACAACUUGUCUCCCCAUCAGAGAGCUUUCUUCCGAGUAACGAUGACUGUUCACGAGCCGUACGCACCAGAUUUUGCCGACAGAAACAGUGAAAAAUUCAAGGAAUUCUCUGAGAAGUUCUCUCGAGCCAUAGAUGAACUCCUAGUCAACAUCGAAGGAACACAGAAGUCUGGUGUGAUCGAUAUGGACAAGAGCGAAUUUGACGUUUUUAAUUCCUUUGUAACGUUUGACAUAUCAUCGGAAGGAGCCACAAACAAGAAUGAAAUUGAAGACUUGUUUCGAAGACAUAUCGACCAGUUCCGCAAUAUUGGACCUUACCCAGUCAGCACGGAUGGGCUUAGCGUCCGCGAUUUCAGGGAUCCGCCCCGCUCACCCCCGCAGCUUCUUCCACCUGUCUGCAGACCGGGUGACAUCGAGUGUGACACCUACUCCGGUGAACGUUGCCUCUCCAACGCCGCUCGCUGCAACGGCUCCACAGAAUGUCUGGACGGAUCUGACGAGGCCGGAUGUCCUCCGGUCAACAUCCCGUACAUUCCUGAAUCAACCACCAGCACAACUACGACAAUAACUACCACAACGACAGAGGCGACGACACCGGUGACGGCAGCUGUUACCACACGUUCAUUCUCGCCUCAACCUGUCACCGGAAGCUCGGUGGACCGGUGUAGAGCCGAUGACAAGGUCAGGUGCGAAGAUGGCUCAGCUUUUAUCUGCGACGCCCAGGUGUGCGACGGGAAACCUGACUGUCCUGGGGGAGACGACGAACGAGACUGCCCCACCGAGGAUUGUGCCACUGGCGAGUUCAUGUGUGAUCUGACUCGGUGCAUCCCGCAAAGCCAGGUCUGUGAUGGUGAGGACCAAUGCAGCGACAAGACUGAUGAACAGGACUGUCCUAAAGCAUGCCGACAUGAUGAGUUUGAGUGUCGAGAUGGCAGUGGUUGUGUCGACCGUAGUCGCUACUGCAACGGACGCCCGGACUGUCGGGACUACAGUGAUGAGGAGUACUGUAACUACACCAGACCAGACAUCCAUCAAUGUCCUUUGGGCCAGUUUCUCUGCUCAGUCUCCAGGAUUUGUGUUCCCCUGUCGAAGAGGUGCGAUGGAGUCGUAGAUUGCUUGUAUGACAGCACUGACGAACUUGGAUGUUCUUGUGAUCCUUCCCGGGAGUUUGAGUGUGAAGACAAAAGCUGUAUAGACGCCCGACUACGUUGCGAUGGCGUGGUGCACUGUCCGAACGACGCAGCGGACGAGCGAGACUGUCCUGAGCGUAACUCGUGUAGGAGAGAUGAGUUCCGCUGCAGCAGUGGCCAUUGUCUAUCAAUGAGUGCUCUCUGCAACGGCCGACCCGACUGUCCCGGAGGAGAUGAUGAAAUACACUGUCCCAACGCCCAUACCUGUCAGCCGUAUGAGUUUCAAUGCCGUAGAGAUCGUAACUGUGUACCACAAUCACGGAAAUGUGACGGCUACCCAGACUGCUCUGACUCCAGUGAUGAAGAAGACUGUGAGGACGUGCUUGCUCCUUGUCAGUCGUCUGACUUCACCUGCAGAGACGGCUCUUGUAUUCCCAAGGACAAGCGAUGUGACGGAAAGAAGGAUUGCCCCGAAGGACUUGAUGAGGUGGAUUGUAGCGAUGGGAACCCUGUACAUUGCAUGGCUAACGAGUUCCGUUGUAACGAUGGAACGUGCAUACAAGCUGUCUACCGCUGUGACAACGUUACUGACUGCCCGGACCGCAGCGAUGAGCUUAAUUGUGGACCUGUUCCGUGCCGUCAAGAUGAGAUCACCUGCGGGGACGGAAGCUGCGUGAGACAGGAACUGAAAUGUGACGGAACACCAGACUGUAGAGAUGGAGCGGACGAGCGCAACUGUCCUGUCCGAUGCAGACCAGACGAGUUUGUUUGUGACGGAAGCCGCUGCGUUCACAACUCCAAGAAAUGUGACAGAAACCCAGAUUGUGCUGACUACACUGACGAACUCAGCUGUGGUGUGCCUGCAUCCCAGUCGCCGCCAGUGUCGGACAACCGAGUGAGCUGCGCGUACGGACAAUUCGCUUGUUCCUCGGGAGACCAGUGUGUGCCGAUGUCCACUCACUGCGACAACAACUACGACUGUAGAGACUACUCCGACGAGUCAAACUGCGCUGGAAAUCCAGAUGGUCUCAAUUUGAAAACUUACCCAACAGAUCAAAUCAUCAAAGAAAGCAGGGAGGUGGUGUUCCAGUGUCGAGACGAGGGGCCACUAAGGGCUUCUGUGAGGUGGAUCCGUAGUAACAACGAACCUCUACCUCCCGGCUCACGGGAUAUCAAGGGACGGCUCGAGAUGCCAAACAUUCAGCUGGAGCACACCGGAACUUACAUCUGUGAGGCUAUUGGUUUCUCUCCUACCACACCAGGCUCCAGGGCUUCUGUAUAUCUCAGAGUAGAACCAUCUGGGAAAUUUAAACCACUGGGAAAAAUGAAUGAAAACGUGGCUUUGUCAAAGUAUGGUGUCCGCACUGACACUGACUUGGAUACUUUCGGAUCAGCUUGUGGAUUCAACGAGGCUACAUGUUCAAACGGAGAUUGCAUCGCUAAGAACCGUGUUUGUGAUGGGAGAAACGACUGUACUGAUGGAUCAGAUGAGAUAAGAUGCAAUCCGCACGGGUGUGAGCCGAAUGAGUUCCGUUGUGACAACAAGAAGUGUGUCCAGAAGACUUGGAGGUGUGACUCAGACGACGACUGCGGUGACGGCUCAGAUGAGAGAAACUGUGAACCGAGCCCUCCAGGUUCUGCUUGUCAAUACAAUGAGUACCAGUGUGCCAGGAGAGACCAAUGCAUUCCAAAAGCAUUCCAUUGUGACAUGGAGGUAGACUGCCAAGACGGCAGCGAUGAGUUUGGUUGUUCAAAGGCGGAAAUUCAGAAGCCACCGCCUUCUAUGGUGGUGAAACAGCCUGGUGAGACGUUCAUCAUCACUUGUACGGCAGUGGGCGUUCCUACCCCGGAGGUGGUGUGGCGGCUCAACUGGGGACACAUUCCCUCCAAGUGUCAAACCACGAGUAGAGACGGCUACGGUGUCCUUACCUGCCCUAAUAUUCAGGAGUCGGACCAAGGCGCUUACAGUUGUGAAGCCCUCAACAACCGAGGGUCGACCUUCGCCAUUCCUGACACGAUACUCGUGGUUAAACCGUCUCACACGACCUGUCCCGAAGGUUCGUUCAAUGACUUGGCUACAAGACCUGACGAGUGCAUUCCUUGCUUCUGCUUUGGUGUCACCACUAAGUGUCGCAGUGCCGACCUGUAUAUUUACCAGUUGCCUCCGCCCCUGGAUGUCUAUAGGAUAGUGAAUGUCUACGUUCCUUCCUCAGGAGGCAUAGAGAUCCGGCGAGGUGAGACUUCCCAGUUCCAGGCUUCCAUCCAUCCUUCAGGAAGGAGUGGGUUCCAGAUUUCACUGACAGACAAUGAACUGAAAUCUUCAUACUACAAUCCCGUUUAUCCGUACUUUGCCUUGCCAGAGAACUACCAUGGCAACCAGCUCAAGUCUUACGGAGGAUUCAUCAAAUACACUGUCAAAACUGAUGGAACCGGCAGCUCACUUCCUAUACCUGAUAUCAUCCUCUCUGGUAACAACUACACCCUGGUGUUCAAAGGACCUCCCCUUGAUCCCCGAAAAGAGAACAACAUCGCUGUCCAGUUCUAUCCGGGUAACUGGUACAGAGUCAGUCAGGAUAACAGGGAGUAUCCGGCAUCUAGACAGGAUAUCAUGAUGACUCUGCAGAACAUCGAUCAGCUGCUUAUCAGGACGCAAUAUUUCAGUGAUGGUCUGGAGACGACCAUCACAGACAUCAACAUGGACUCUGCAGCCUACAGUAACAGUGGUCAAGGUCAGGCAGCUUACGUAGAGAACUGUGAGUGUCCCGUCGGCUACUCUGGGCUCUCUUGUGAUAGUUGUGACCGAGGUUUCAUGCACACCCAGAACGGACCAUGGCUUGGCAGAUGUGAACAACAGGUUGACUGUCCGCCCAAGUAUUACAAGGAUCACAGGGACAACCGUUGCCAGCCGUGUCCGUGUCCUCACACUGACUCACACCAGUUUGGCACGUCGUGCAUUUUGGCGUCAGACAACAACAUUACCUGUUCGUGUCCGCCGGGCUAUGAAGGACGGCGCUGUGAAAAGUGCUCAGAGCCGUACUAUGUUGGGAACCCACUGCAGGGACAGGCUUGCGUCCGCAGACCUCCUGAAUCUGAGUGUGAUGCAGCCGGAUCAAGAUCAUCCCAACCAGACCCCUACACCGGCCAGUGCUUGUGCAAGGAAUACGCUACUGGACGUACGUGUAACCAAUGUAAGCCGAACACAUUCAACUUGGCAUCCGGCAACCAGUUUGGCUGCAUCAGCUGUUUCUGUAUGGGCAUCAACACUACGUGCGGCAGUUCUGACCUCUACAGAACACAGAUUGUUGCUGCUUUUACAAGGGACAAUCAGGGAUUCAAGCUUGCUGAAGCCAACCAUCUCAACGAACCGAUUACAGACAUUCAAGUGAACCCGUCCGCACAAGAGAUUUACUUCCAACAGUUCAACCCAGGGACCUACUACUGGAUGCUCCCAAGCAAGUUCCUCUUUGACAAGGUGACAUCUUACGGUGGCAAUCUGCGCUAUACUCUACGCUACAUUCCCGGCCCCAGCGGCCAGAGGUCCAAGAACAGCGCUCCAGAUGUUGAGAUUAUUAGUGACAGUGAAGUGCGUCUGGUGUACUACAACCGCAAUCAGCCCCAACCGGAACCCAACAGGCCGGUGACCAUGACUGUUCCACUGCUAGAGCAGUACUGGGAGAGAGUGGACGGAGCCCCAGCCAACAGAGAACAGCUGCUGAUGGGGCUGGCGGGGCUCAGUAAUAUUCUAAUCAAGGCCACCUACACCACCAACACUCAGGAGGCUGCUCUGAUCUCCGUCUCGUUGGACACGGCUACUGACGACCGCAACACUGGGCAGGCUCGUGCGGUGGAGGUGGAGCAAUGUCAGUGUCCGCCUGGCUACCGAGGCACCAGCUGUCAACAGUGUGACGCUGGAUACGCCCGCAUGGAAAAGGGACUGUACCUCGGAGCUUGUGAACCAUGCAGCUGCAACGGUUUCUCCAGCGAGUGCGACCCAGUCACCGGCGACUGCUUGAACUGCAGGGGUAACACGCAAGGCAACAGAUGCGACCGCUGCAUCAACGGCUAUGUUGGCAAUCCUGCCUCUGGUGUUCCCUGCACUAAGGAGUACGGCUGCUACUGUGAUCCUAGAGGCAGUGCUAGCUUGACUUGUGAGCAAGCCAAUCAGUGCACUUGCAAGACUAACGUGAUAGGCCAGUCAUGCAGCGAGUGCAGGCCCGGAACAUUCGACCUGUCCGAGUCCAACUUGGACGGCUGUAUCGAGUGUUACUGCUCCGGAGUGUCCAACGAUUGUCAAUCGUCAAACAUGCUGCGGGAGGCUAUCCCCAUGCAGAUUGUUGACAAAACCCAUCUAUUCACACUUACCGAUCCGAAUAGACAAGUUGUAAUUCAAGAAGACUUCAUUUUGAACCCAGCCAUGAACGAGAUUGGAUACGACUUUGCCAACAACCAGCGACAGCAGAGGUUGUUCUGGUCCCUACCACCAGACUUCACUGGAAACAAGGUUCUUUCCUACGGAGGUAACCUCAACUUCACCCAGAGAUAUUCCGCACUACCUAGUCAUCCUCCGUCAUUUGACACAGACGUGAUCAUCGUGGGUCCGAGUCUGUCCAUCUAUUGGACUGAUGAAGAAGUACUGAGGCCUGAUGUAACUAGGUCUACAUCCAUCACUCUAAAAGAGAACAAGUGGAGACGUUUAGACCAGACUGUAGGUCAGCGACCUGCCUCUCGCGCAGAGAUGAUGCGUGUCUUGUCCAACGUUCAAGCCAUACUGAUCCGAGCAACGCACAGCACACACACACAGCAGAGCUACCUCAGUGAUGUCAGUCUAGACACAGCUGUCCCUCAGCGUACUGGAGGUCCGGUGGCUGCGGAGGUGGAGGUCUGCAGAUGUCCGCCUGGCUACAGAGGCACAAGUUGUGAGACCUGCAGCACCGGCUACUAUCAAGACUUUGACAACACUUGUAAGAAGUGUCCCUGCAACAACAAUGAAGAACAUUGCGCCCUUGGCCCUCAACAACAGGUCGUCUGUACAUGCAGGUCGCCCUACGGUGGAAUAUACUGUGACAGGAUCAUCAGUGGUGGUUCCCCUAGACCAACCCCAGAACAGCCGAGGAUCUCCAUCAGUGUUAUAGAACCUACAGUGAUUGUCAUCGAGGCUGGAAACGACGUUAAAUUCCGCUGCGCUGGCAGAUCCCUCGUGUCCUCAGAGCCUGUGGUGUUGUCGUGGAGCAAAGAGAACGGAUAUUUACCACAAGGACGAGCUUAUGAUGACAAGAAGGGUCUGUUACUGAUCAAGUCGGUCCAGGCUUCUGACUCUGGAACUUACCUCUGUACAGCUUUUGAUGGGUUCAAGUAUGUCAGCGAGAGAGCAGUUCUCAAUGUUGGAGGUUCGCAGCCAGUACGCCCCGUGGUGACUGUGUCCCCCUCAGUGCUGGAUGUAAGGGAAGGUGAGCCAGUAGAGUUCCGUUGUGACGCUACAGGAGUGCCAGCCCCAACACUGCAGUGGGUCGGAGAUCGCUCUAGCAGGCUGCCACCUCAGUCAUCAUUCGCCAGUGGCGUGUUCCGUAUUCCAUAUGCCUCCCUGCAAGACGAAGGCACUUACACCUGUACGGCUAUCAAUUCUGAAGGAGAUGACUCUGAAACUGUGUCUUUGUAUGUUAGAAGUGCUCCCCCCACUCUUCCACCGAUGCCAGAAGUCCGUUUGAGUAUUCAGCCUAGUGACUACAGCGGGUCAACCGGGGAAACUGUGCGGCUAGAAUGUACUGCUUCCAACCCUCGCAACAUAAGGCUACAGUGGUCCAGGCAGGACGGUGAGUUGUCGGCCAACGCCAGAGACGCUGACGGCAUCUUCACCAUCUACAACCCUCAGCCAAGUGACAGCGGAAUCUACAUUUGUGCCGCAGUGGACAGGUCUACCGGCACUCCACUGCGUGAGACCAGAGCCAGGGUCAACAUCAACCAGCCUCAGAGGCCGCAGCCUACGAUCAGUAUCAGCCCUCCCAGACAGACAGUUUCGCAAGGGUCAGUAGCGGAACUGAGGUGUGUGGCCAGUGGACCCAUACAAUGGUCAAAGGCUGGAGACACAAUGCCUCCUAAUGCUAAGGUUGACGGAAUGAUUCUGCGUAUAGAGAACGUCCAAGUUAGAGACCGAGGAGUUUACGUGUGCCAAGUUGAUGGACCUGGAGGACUCAACAGAAUAACCAGCAUUCUGGAAGUAGAACGCCGGGAGAUUCCAGAGAUUGAGCUGUACCCAAGGGCGUCCCAGACUGUCAACGAGGGCGGAAGCGCUUUGUUCCAGUGUCGGGUCACUAAGGGAAUUCCGGAACCGACGCUUCACUGGAGCAGAGUGGACGGGACUCCACUGUCUCGCCAGGUGGAACAGCUGCCAGGCGGAGUACUGCGGUUCAACUCGGCCACAAGAGCAGAUGAAGGCCAGUACCUGUGUACAGCGGACAACCCCGAGGGUAGUGCUACGACCGUAGCCGAGCUGGUCGUCCACUCUAUGCCUUUGAUCACCAUCACCCCGCCGGGUCAGAGCGUGAAGGUGUCGCCGGGUCAACGGUUCAGACUAGACUGUCGUGCCUACGGUCACCCCGCACCCACCGUCGUCUGGUCCAAACACCAACCGGGUCUACAGUUCUAUGAGCCCAAGUCUAUUACACCGGAAACGGCACAAGGAGCAGUGUACGAGAUCAAGGGAGCUACACAGGAUGACGAGGGAAGUUACACGUGUACUGCUCGCAAUGCCGCUGGGGAGGUAGAGGAGAGGAUACAUCUCAUUGUGAGCGAUGAGCAGACGACGAGCGGACCAAGCCGAGGUGACAUCCCAAGCACAGGCAGCAGUGGAGUGUACAUUCCUGACGACGACUUUACUGUUCCCCUCGGCGGACACGUUACCGCCCGCUGUAUAGCACAGGGUCCCCAGCAAAUCAUUAUACAGUGGGUGCGCCGCGACGGACAGCCGCUCAGCCCACAAGCGUAUGAGCGCAACGGAGAACUCUACAUACGCGACGUGCAGUACUCCGAUGCAGGUGAUUACUCUUGCCAAGGACUCGACGCUCGCGGCGAACCUCUGUUCACAGCCAUCGCACACAUCAGAGUAAUCGAGCCAAUGAAGAUCCGACUAGACCCGGAGAGACAGGUGGUGAGACCUGGCGAUCACGCGAUGAUCACGUGUACAGCGACGGGAGAACAACCAAUAGACAUCAGCUGGCACUCGGCGGACAACCAGCCACUGCCUCGCUCUGUGAGGGUGAGCGGCGGAGUCAUUGAGUUUGUAGGAAUACGUGAGAGUGAUGCUGGAAGAUAUGUGUGUAAAGCGUCCAACGCUCGAGGAAUUCUAGAGGCCACCGCAGAUGUUAUCGUCAAUGACAAUUCCCGAGUGACAUCGGUGAGAGCAUUGGACCGGAAUCCAACGGCCAUGGAGGGAUCAAGCAUCCAACUACGCUGUGACACAUCACAAUACCAAGAGAUAUCAUGGACCAGAGAUUAUCAGCCGUUACCUUCUCGAGCGACGAUAGAAGGUCCGAUCCUGCGAAUUGACAACCUUCAAAUGGAGGACGCAGGGCGAUACAUCUGUCGAACCACAGCGUACGGCUCUACGGCCCAGGACUACAUCGAUCUGAGAGUAGAACAGAGCCCGUGCUCGCCAGACGAGCAAACAUGUAAGAAUCGCAUGCCGCUGUGCAUCCCUCUGAUUAGAGUGUGCGACGGACGAGCAGACUGUUCCGACGGCUCGGACGAGGCUUCAUGUCAGAUACGACCUGGACGUGGUUUGAAUGAGGUUGAGCUGCAAAUCGAGGCAAGCAAGCGAGAGGUGCAUUAUGGAGAUACAGUUGACUUAAGAUGUACUGUGCUCGGACCGUCCAACGUCAAGCAAUAUUGGUCUCUUAGUGACGGACGAAGUCUGCCUUCCAAUGCUCGGCAGAGCGGCCAAGUACUUAGAAUAACCCAAGCUACAUCUGAGAACAACGGAACGUACAGAUGUACUGCUUAUCUAAACAACAACCGUUACGACAAGGACUAUUCACUCUCUGUAUUUGAUGAUCGGCCGACCCACGAUGCCGCCUCAGCCGAGACAGUGACAGCUAAUUACGGACAGACAGUGGACCUUGUGUGUAACAUUGAUCUGGAGGGUCCCAUCACUCACACCUGGACCAAGCAUGGAGGCGUGUUGCCGUCAAACGCUCAGAUAUCUGGGAAACACCUGACCAUCCCGUCAGUGACAUACAAGGAUGCAGGACUCUACAUCUGUACGGCCAGCAAUGGCAACAUCACCGUAGACAUUCCCAUGAUCACCCUGGUUCACGGUGCUGUGCCGUUCUUUGCUCAGGCGCCCAACUCUUACCUGGCGCUGCCGACGCUACCCAACACCUACCUUUCCGUUAGCCUGGAGAUCACGUUCAAACCGGAGAAUCCUAAUGGUCUGAUCCUGUACAACGGUCAACACCCAGAUGGUAAAGGCGAUUUCAUCUCGUUCGGUUUACGAGACGGAAUUCCUGAGUUCCGGUUUGACGUCGGUUCUGGACCAGGAAUCAUCCAAGGCUCUCAGAAACUGUCUCUCGGAGAGUGGCACACUGUGCAACUGAGUCGGUUCAAGAAAGAUGGAACCAUGUAUGUGGAUGAGAACCAGUACUACACAGGCAAGUCAGUGGGCCGCAUGCAAGGCUUGGAUCUCACUCAGCCGUUGUACUUGGGUGGAGUGCCUGACUUCACUAGAAUACACAGUCAGAACGGCUUCGACACAGGAUUUGUUGGUUGUAUCAGCCGACUUGUCAUAAACGACAAGGAAGAGAUUGACAUAACGCAGGAGAAGAAGGAUGCAGAAGGAGUUACGACUUGUGAGACUUGUGCAGUCAACCCAUGCGUCAACUCUGGCGUGUGUCAAGAGGCUCCUACCAAGUCUGGAUACACUUGCCUGUGUCCGAGAGGAUUUAGUGGAUUGAACUGCUCUCACGAGGGUGAGCCGUGCUACCCAGGUGCUUGCGGCUCAGGACGCUGCAUUGAUACGGACGACGGACUCGAGUGUUACUGCGGCAUGGGCAAGGCAGGUGAUCGCUGUGAACGUGAUGUCUCCAUCACUGAGCCAGCCUUUGCCAAGAACUCCUUCCUUGCAUACCCUACGCCAAAGACUCUAAACAAGAUCAAAAUAAGUCUCAAAUUCAACCCGACAGACGAUUCCAACGGACUACUGCUGUACUGUUCUGAAAAUGACGAUGGAGUCGGUGACUUUGCCUCCCUCUCCAUCCGAGACAGACGACUUGAGUUCAAGUUUGAUUCUGGUUCAGGAGUGAACACGCUGCAGAGUAUCCGAGAAAUAGUGCCUGGUCAGUGGGUGACGGUUAACGCAGGGUUAUCAGGUUUGGACGCGCAGCUGUCUGUGACUGGAGACUUGCCGGUGUCCAAGGGUGUGUCCGCAGGAGUGUUCAAGUUUACGACUCCGUUGUAUAUUGGAGGCUUUGACAAGUCAAGAAUAAGACCGGCCGUUGGAGUCGGCGUCCGCCAGGGAUUCCACGGAUGCAUUGCUGAGGUACAAGUUUCUGGUCUCAAUCUGGAUCUGAUUCGGUCAGUGGUUGACUCGGCCAACAUAGAGCAAUGCUCCAGUGGCUACGGAGAUCCGUGUCAGUUUAGACCCUGUCAGAACAACGGUGUCUGCUACACUCUACCCGACGGCAAGAGUUACCAAUGCAGCUGUCCCACUGGAUACACAGGUGAGGACUGCGAGACUGAACAAGACAUGUGUGCAGUACUACAGCCUUGCCAAAAUGGGGGAUCUUGCGUCGGAACACCAAGCUCGUACAAGUGUGACUGCCCCUUCGGAUACGCAGGCCCUACAUGUACAGAGAGAAUUGAGUUCAGAACAGAGGUUCAAUUCAACGGGGAUGGCUACAUAGAACUGAGCAAAGACUUGCUUCCGCAUACCGAUCCGGAUAAAGCAGAACAGAUCAAUAUAGAGUUUACAACAUCACAAGCGAACGGACUGCUGCUAUGGCACGGCCAGACACCGGAAAUGGAUGGAACAGGACAAGACUAUUUGUCAGUCGCCAUGGUGGACGGCUACUUACAGCUCAGUUAUGAACUGGGCUCCAGGCCUGCAGUGAUCAGGUCCACACAGCGAGUCGACGAUGGAGAAAGACAUUCCGUAGUCAUCAAGCGGCAAGGCAAGGACGGCUUGUUGGUACUCGAUCGAGAGAGUCAAGUGUUUGGCGAGAGCGGCGGACUGCUGACGCAACUCAAUACCGCCGGAAACAUCUAUGUCGGUGGUCUACCCAACAUAGAGCACAUGGCGCCUAACAGCAACAUAACCAACUUUGUCGGCUGCAUACACUCUCUGCAGAUCGAAGACUCCGGGGUCAUCAACUUUGCAGAGAAAGCGAUCAGCUCUGUUAAUGCAUUACCAUGUCCCAGUUCGGACGAUUACGAAGACGAAGAAGAUGCUGGAAGAGGAGAUGUUGGAAAAUAAAAGCGAGUCACGCUUUAGAAAAUAAUCAUCAACCUCCGAGUCAAUUUGUGUUCAUUAUUUGUGUAGGGUCCUUUUAUAGUUUAUUGUUUUUUUAUCCAUAUUGUUUAAUUUAUUACAUUUUGUUGACUAGUAAUUUACUUAUAUACCGUAGAAAGCGAUAUGGACAUAGAAACAAUGAAUUUAAAAGUAUUGAACUGCCUCACGUAAUUGUUACUAACCGCUUCGUGCCAUAAAAAUAAUUAAUCUUAACCAUUAGAUGUAUUCCAAAGAGUUGUCCCUUGGCUUCCAGUACUGCCAAUUUAGUGUCUUUGCCACAAUUUAGUGAUCUUUAAGUUUAGGAUUUUUUACGUUGCAGAGUGCGCUGUUUGUGUGGAAUAAUCAUUUUCUUUCCAUUCCUAAAGAAACUUUGGGACCUGACUUGGGUUUUGUGUGGAUCCAAGGUAUAAGGUUUGUCUAAGAGAAGAUUAAAUCACACAAACAUUUGUUUUCCUGCUGCUUAAAUUUCAUAUUUAUGAAUCCAAGGAAGCAUAACCUAAUUUAGUCAAUUGUGUUCAGUUCUUACUUAAGUUUGAAGAUCACUUAAGACAUUCUUAUUUUCCAUUUACUUGAUUUUAGCGUUACUUUUUUAAUAUUCGCAGACACAAAGUCUGUUUUUUACACUAUAAAUAUUUGUUCAAACUUUAGGUUAGAGUUGUUUUUGUAAGUAUUAUCAAUCGCAGACAAAUGACGAUUUAUUUUUUGUACGCUUUAUUCCGUUAAAAAAUCUUAUUUCCAUGACUGUUUCAUUCAUGCGGGUUUACAGGUUGUAGGACUGAAGCUGUUACUGGGUAGUAUUUAGUACGAGCAAUUUACAGAUAUUUAUAUAGAUUAUAUUUUUAACCUAGUUGUGGAAACAAGAUUUUUUAUCUCUUUUCUGUACUCUUCUUGUAAUGUUAUGUUUUAGCUAUAACUGUUGUACUAUUAUAGAUUACCGCCAUUGUAAAUGUUUGUUAGCAUAAAAAUAUUGUGCUGUAAUUUAAAUGUUAUGUUUUAAUAAGAACUAAACUAUUUGUACAAACGAACAAACUAAUAAGGUCUUUUGUUAAUGACGAUGACAAUAAAAGAUGUAUUAUAUUUA
Molecule: messenger RNA, 13446 nt
Organism: Macrosteles quadrilineatus (aster leafhopper)
Lineage: Eukaryota; Metazoa; Arthropoda; Insecta; Hemiptera; Cicadellidae
Product: basement membrane-specific heparan sulfate proteoglycan core protein-like
Exons: 80
Coding region: 171-12329 (4052 amino acids)
Biological process (GO): dendrite self-avoidance; axon guidance; homophilic cell-cell adhesion
Cellular component (GO): plasma membrane; axon
Molecular function (GO): calcium ion binding; cell-cell adhesion mediator activity
Source: RefSeq, a predicted model, not a curated record